CUUUGAGCUGUGUGUAAUGCUGUGCGCAUGCGCAGCAGCAGUGGCGGCGGCUAAAAAAACAGUUGUGUGUGAAAGCUCCCCUUCACACACACGGUUCACUGCCUCCAAAUAUGGACCUUCCAGUGGAUAGUUCCGGCAGCCCGGGCCGUGCCGUGUGAAAGGACACAUUGCAAUGCUGCAUGUGUCUCUGCAGCACGGCAGCGUUAAAAAGCCGGGCGGGAUUUUGACAGGCGGCGGGAGCCGGCGCGUGUGAAACAGUAAGUGCUGUAACACACGCUCCAGUUUUCCCCGGAUGGCAAAAAGCCGGACAAACCUUGUCCGUUUUUUUGCCAUCCGGCAGAGUCUUUCACACACAACGCUUUGAGCCGUGUGUAAUGCUGUGCGCAUGCGCAACAGCAGACACGGCUUGGAAAAAAAAAGUUUUGUGUGAAAGCUCCCCUUCACACACGGUUCUCUGCCUUCAAAGACGGCAUGGCCCCAGCCCGGCAGCCGGACCUUACAGUGGAUAGUUCCGGCUGCAACCCGGCAGCUGGGGCCGUGUGAAAGGACACAUUGCACUGCAUGUGUCUCUGCAGCACGGCGGCGGUAAAAAGCCGGGCGGGAUUUUACCGGGCGGCGGGAGCCGGCGUGUGUGUUUCAGCCCUAUGGGCUCUAUUUAAAGAGGUUAGUUAGUGGCAGGCAGCUGCCUGAGACCUAUGAACAGUUAAAUAUGUUUUAGACUGCUGGGACACAGCUUGCGGCACUGGUCUUUCCUGGCAAGGAAAAAAGAAGCCUGCAGUGGCCUCAUUGCCCACUGUAUUUUACAAAAGAUGUCACUGAAUUAAUCUUACCCACUCCCAAGGACUGAGUGGGUGUCCCUGCCAAAGAAACAGACGGAGCGAAGUACUGUGGGAGACAGUAGGAAGAGAAUGCACGUUACCAGUGUUAUGGUGUUUGGCAUGAAACUCUGACUGCCUACGGGGUACUCAGCACUACUUCUGUCUGACGUCCAUACAACCAGAGGUCAGGAUGAGGAGAGGAGAAGGGUACAGUGAAGAAUAUAGCAGUGGCACAAUGGCCACUUUGGAACUUGGCAUGCCAGAAAGUAAGAAGUUCUAUGCAGAUCUGAAGUCACUUGAUGGUGUACACCCUUGUGUCAAGUACAAAACCUGUGUAUUUUCUCUACUGAUUGGGAGUUGUCUUCUUGCUACAUCAGGAUUUUCACUUUACCUCGGUAAUGUAUUCCCCUCAGAAAUGGACUACUUAAGAUGCGCUGCAGGGUCUUGUAUACCUUCUGCUGUGGUAAAUUUUGCGGUACUAAAGAACAAAGAAAAUGUGAUUUCUCAUUACCAGAUUUUAUUUGUGUCAGCUUUUUCUAUUACUACCACCUGUCUAAUAUGGUUUGGUUGCAAACUUGCAAUUAAUCCAACUGCAAUUAAUAUACAUUUCAAUUUGAUUCUUCUUACUCUGAUGGAAAUUCUUAUGGCAGCAACAUUGAUUAUUGCUGCAAGAUCAAAUGCACAUUGCUAUCCUGUUAAAAGUGGCACAACUUGUGGAAGCUCGAAUAGUCUAAGGCAUGUCCAUUUUCCUGUCCGAAUGAUAAAGUCUUAUUCUAUUGUUGAAGUGGUUAUGGGAAUUUCUGUAUUGUUUGGAGGCGUAAUUGCAUUACAUAUUGACGCCCUAUUACACAGCCCUUAUUUAUAUGUGUCCAUAUUUUGGGUACUAGCAGCUUGUUUCCCAAGUGCCAUUGCCAGUCAUGUUGCAUCGGAAUAUCCAAGUAAAUGUGUGGUGGAAGUUCUUAUCGCUACUAGCAGUAUUACAUCUCCAUUACUAUUUACUACAUCAGCUUACCUAUCUGUCAGUAUCGUCCGGACGAUUGAUAUUUUUAAAACCUACCCACCUGCUGUUACUCAUUUUCAUGAAGUUUUGCUCUUACUUUUGAUGCUGAUCCUGCUGGUACAGGCUGUGCUCACAAACAUCACUGCCAUCCAGUGUGUGCAUUACAAAUCACAAAUGAUAAUGCAGGGUUCAUCCUGGAAUGUGUCACAGUUGGACAAGUCUGAUUACAGAAAUAAUGACGUUGCCAACAAAACCCUGAGGAAUUUUGACAAAGAGGGUGCAUGGAAAGCCGUUAUGGUACAAAUGACCCAGUAGCCUGAUCUCUGUAAUUGAUAUUAAAUAAUUUCCUUGCAACCAGGCCAUUCUUUACUGACAAUAUGUUGCGCACAUGUAUCAAUCUAUGUGUAAAUUCAUGUAGACAAAUCCCUAGUCCUUCAUGUAACUAACCUCAAAGUUCUCUGCAUGUCUUCACAUCUGUGCACCAUUGUAACGGUGCUUAGUUUUCCCCAAAGUUAUUUCCAUGUCUUUUAAGAUAUUUUUAUAUAGUGUAGUCUACGUCAAAGUCUGUCCCAUUUUUAUACGAUUAUAUACAGUAGGCAGACCACUAACAGCUGAGAAACCUAUAAAGCUUAUAGCUAUGCUUCUCACUCAUAUGUAUAAAUUGAUUAUUUUAGAAACCCAGAUGAAAACAUUUCACUGCAUUGCUCAGUCUUAUGUAUUUAUUUCAGUUGUUGUGUAAAAGUAUCUGAGAAAUGUAAUAAAUUUAGUGAGUUGUCUGCCUCA
Molecule: messenger RNA, 2601 nt
Organism: Pseudophryne corroboree (corroboree frog)
Lineage: Eukaryota; Metazoa; Chordata; Amphibia; Anura; Myobatrachidae
Gene: MLC1
Product: modulator of VRAC current 1
Exons: 13
Coding region: 1009-2133 (374 amino acids)
Biological process (GO): regulation of response to osmotic stress
Cellular component (GO): cytoplasmic vesicle; plasma membrane; endoplasmic reticulum
Source: RefSeq, a predicted model, not a curated record